Dicrocoelium dendriticum is the source of this 2466-nucleotide messenger RNA. NCBI's taxonomy places the organism in Eukaryota, Metazoa, Platyhelminthes, Trematoda, Plagiorchiida, Dicrocoeliidae. The record is from the annotation of a GenBank genome assembly.
AUGCAAACCACCGCAUGCAAAAGUUGUACGGAAAACACAGACUAUUCAGAGACUCAAGCUGGGGCACCACAGAACCCACCCUCUAAAAGGCCGAGACUGAGGAGUCAAUUAGCAAUUGCAUUAACCAGGAGACGUGUGCAACAUUACAUUCGUCGCCUAAACUCCACUGUUCAGCGCCAAGUGAUAACUGGGCUGCAGUUGAGAUUACUCUUGCGCCGGAUACACCGUUGUCAUAGCGGUCAAUCGCUCGCGCUCUGCGAUGACUCAACGAACAGCACGCAGUGUUCCAUUCGACAUUCACUACAUCAUGCCUGGGCUUUACUGAACAGACUGAAUCAAACCAAAGCGCCAAAAAAAGCAUCAGAGGCAGUUGAACCAUUGACGGUAUGUCAACAUCGGAUCAUCAGUUCGCUGUCAAGCGAAUCACAGAAGGAGAUUCCCAACAAGGAUUCACAGGGCUCCGGUAAUCCAGAAAAGUGCAUGUUCGUGGAGCAUAUACUUGAAACUUUCGAUGCGAAAGAUGCUUCUCCGGAAAAGUUUCGUGGAACACAUCUUGAGCGCAUCAGCCCACCCAUGUUGGAAGCUUUACACGAGGAAAGACAGGUGAGAGACAUGAUAGCCUCAAAUGGAACAUCGCAUCAAUCGACGAUUACAAGUGAGGAUAGUGUCCGCUUUUCGCCAGAGAUGGUUAAACUAGCUGGUUCCUCUGAUACCGCCCUGGAUUUAACCACCCGUACGGGUAAUCCCACCGGAAUGGCUAUUCUACAUCGACCUUGGUGCAACGAUGAUGUAGACGAGUUAACACACUCAACAGGCGUUGGUCAUAAGCAAAGUUAUGGAGACGCGACUGUCAGCUGCACCUCAGAGCCAAUGAAAAUAGUUGGAACCGAAUCCACAUCGUGUUCAAAUGUAAUGGGAAUAAUCACUACCUCAGAAUCUCUGAACCGCAAUGCCACCGAGAUGAACAUUUCCAACAUUCCCCUUACCACACCCAGUCUCCCUUACAUGUACGGCCCAGGGCCGCCAAUCGACUUGUUCGCAGUUGCGGCCUGUGCAGCUGCCUUUGCACAAAACAGUCAAGCCACCGUUUCACCUGCACCUGCACUGUUUGCCUCCAGUAUGCAACCGAUUAUGCAAUCGCAAGCGCCCUUUUCUUCGACUGUCACCGUAACCGGUGGUUCACAUGCUUUUCAGCAAUGCGACAGAUUUAACACUGUUAAUGGAGGUACCGGGUCGACCACACCUAAUCGUCAUUUCACACAUUCCGAGGUAUUAGGCACGCAACAGACUUCCUGCACUCAACCUCCCUACUGGUCUUCCUCACUUGCUCUCUCUCCGUUCGGUGGCUUGCAGGGUCCACUGUCAAGUGCCCCACCGGGAUCCAUAGGCAUGCAAGUCAAUGUGAGAGCACAAACGCUGUAUGAUCAAUCGAUGCUGGAUGAUAGUGAACUUGAUGAUACGUGUGGACGGUCAAAUAAUCGAACGGGAUCACCCAGUGGUAAUAGGACCAGACCGUCCGAGGACUACUUGGAACAAUUUAUGAAAGUUGACCCUUCACAGAACAUCUUAUGGCGUCAAUUGGCAGAACGUUUUCAACGAACUCUUGCUCCCAACCAAUGUGGGGUAUGCAACAAAGUGUUGAGCUGCCGCAGUGCGUUGACAAUGCACUACCGCGUACACACAGAGGAACGGCCUUUUGUAUGCAUUAUAUGUGAGAAGCGAUUUUCGACAAAAGGAAAUUUGAAAACGCAUUUGGGGCAACAUCACGAAACUAUUGAAGCCUAUCGUAAUGCUGUGGCUCUAGCGAUGGCUACUGGGUCGGCUUUGCCACGCCCCCCUCCAAUGUCUUCUACCACCGCCGUGCCCUCGACAGGAAUGAAAGGUUCUGUCACAGAAAAUACACCUCCUAACCAAUCGAACAAGCAAGAUGAUGAGGCGACCGUGUCCUACGCGAACACGUCACCCAGCAGCUGCAUGUACCGACUUACUCCGCCGGCAGAUUUACCGAUGAUGUCCAGUUCCGUAUCCUUCGGAUUCCCACCGUGGAGCACAAGUUUAGGGCUUCUGCCAUCGUUUCUUCGACCUAUGCUUCCGUCAAUUUUUAUGGCACCCACGACACAAACCGGCAGAUCGGACCAGAAAAAUGCGGACGAAUGGAAGCAUAUUGAGACACAGCGGACCGACUUUGCGAACAGGUCUUUUCAGACAAACGAUGAAACCAAAUGGGACACUUCGAGUACACCAAACAGCGCACACUUGUCCGGUGAUUACUCAUUCGCAUAUCAAACAAUGAGAGCGGAUGGCAAAGGUUCGAGUAUAACACCAAACAAUAUCCAACGCACUGCGAGCACGCCUGUUAAACCACGCGCAUUUGUCGGUUUUCCCAGGCAAAUAAAUGACUUAUCCAUAUUAACAACCGAAAGAUAUAACUGACAGACUCCAGUGGUACUAAGAUUGCCGAACACC